GUGGCUCUAUUUUAAGAAGAGUAUAAAUUGUGCUGAAAGCGAUAAGAUUUGACAUCUGCAAUGUCGAGAGAGGAUUACAACCACGCGAUUAGCACUAACAAAUCUGACACCAACCUGGAGACCAUUAGCAUCACAGGUCAGGACUCACACAGUGAUCUUUUUAAAGUCGAUGAUGUACAUCUCAAGAGAUCUCUCAAAGACAGACACAUCGGAAUGAUAGCUCUUGUGAGUGUCUUCGGAACAGGAUUGUUUCUUAGCAGUGGCGGUACGCUAGCCAAAACUGGGCCCGUGGGUAUUAUACUAGCCUAUGCUAUUAUAGGAGUUGUUGUAGGGCUGAACCAAAUGGCUUUUGCCGAGACGGCUUCCCUGGCUCCACUAACGGGUUCUACUAUCAGACAUGCGGAAAUUUUCAUUGACGAAGCUGUAGGCUUUGCUUUGGGAUACCUAUCUCUUUGGCAAGCCAUUCUUCCAGGAGGACUUGUUUCUGCAGCCCUGGUGAUUCAGUAUUGGAGCAGUCUUAAUCCCGCAGUUUGGAUUAGUGUUUUACUCGUUCCAAUUGCGCUCACCAACAUUUUCUCUAUCCGAGUGUAUGGAGAAGUAGAAUUUGUAUUUGCUCUUCUCAAAAUAGGACUCAUCCUGAUUUUGGUCUUUGCAGGUCUUAUUCUAGAUUUAGGUGGAGUCAAGGGACAAGAAAGGCUAGGUUUCCAUUACUGGAAAGACCCUGGCCCUUUUGCAGAAUUCAUCACAACAGGAAAUACUGGAAAAUUCGUUGGAUUUUGGGCAGCCCUUUCCUCAGUUGUUUAUGCUUACGGUGGAGUACAGGGAAUUGCUAUGCUAGCUGGAGAAACUCAGAACCCAAGAACGAACAUUCCGCGUGCGGCCAAAAGAAUCUUGUACCGAGUCGUGGGACUGUAUAUGGUGGCUGUAUUCAUAUUGAGCCUGAUCGUGCCGUACAACGAUAAGAGAAUAGCUGUCAGCGACGGAACUGCUGCACACUCUCCCUAUGUUAUUGCAUUUGAAAGGGCGGGAAUUAAAGUAUUACCUCACGUCGUUAAUGCUCUGACAUUAUGCUCUGCCUGGUCUGAAGCCAACUCUGGUGUUACGCACACUGCAAGAGUUCUAUUCUCUUUGGCUUCAAAGAAACAAGCACCAAGUAUAUUUCUAAAAACAAAUGAUCGAUUUAAAGUUCCUUUUGUCGGGGUUGCUUUGGGGUUGGUAUUCUUGGCAUUGGCUUACAUGUCUGUUGAUAGCACCGCAGCAACGGUAUUCAGCUGGUUCCAAAAUAUUACCUCAUCCAAUCUUCUCCUCAAUUGGAUAUUGAUCUCCAUUAAUCAUAUUCGAAUGAAUAGGGCCCUCAAAGCUCAGGGGUUCCAAAGGUCCGAUUUGCCAUACCAAAACAGAAUAGCCCCUGCUGGAGCAUGGAUUUCUUUAAUAGCUUCCAUAAUAUUGUUGAUCACUGGCGGCUUUACCACCUUCAUCCAUGGACAUUGGAAAGUCUCGACACUUGUUUCAGCCUAUUGUUCUCCAGUUUUAUUUACAGUGUUAUACCUAGCAUGGAAGCUGGUAAAGAAGUCGCCUCAGAUCCCAAUUGAAGAGAUAAUUAUUCCUGUUCUAUUAGAAGACUACAGAACAAGGCCAGAAGAUCCAGUUGAAAAGCUUAAAGGAUGGAAGAUACUUACACUGCUAUGGAGUUAA
Molecule: messenger RNA, 1695 nt
Organism: Ogataea polymorpha
Lineage: Eukaryota; Fungi; Ascomycota; Pichiomycetes; Pichiales; Pichiaceae
Exons: 1
Coding region: 61-1695 (544 amino acids)
Biological process (GO): amino acid transmembrane transport
Cellular component (GO): membrane
Molecular function (GO): amino acid transmembrane transporter activity
Source: RefSeq, a predicted model, not a curated record